Molecule: messenger RNA, 584 nt
Organism: Neltuma alba
Lineage: Eukaryota; Viridiplantae; Streptophyta; Magnoliopsida; Fabales; Fabaceae
Product: DNA polymerase delta subunit 4-like
Exons: 2
Coding region: 50-370 (106 amino acids)
Biological process (GO): DNA-templated DNA replication; DNA synthesis involved in DNA repair
Cellular component (GO): delta DNA polymerase complex
Molecular function (GO): DNA-directed DNA polymerase activity
Source: RefSeq, a predicted model, not a curated record
CUCAAAUUUUCAAAAUUUGAAAAGCUGAGUGCGAGCGAGAUACAGAGCGAUGGCGUCAGUGUCGGGAAGCAUGAAAGGUUUUUACAGACAGAGGAAAGCCCACAAAUCAUCCUCCAAAUCUUCCAAGAAAUCAGUCUCUCUUGCUCCCGAUGUAGCGCAAGCUCCGUCCCCCAAAGAUGAUGUCAAUGAGCAUGAAGAAAUGCUGCGUCAAUUUGACAUGAACAUGGCGUAUGGACCAUGCAUUGGGAUCACCAGACUAGCUCGGUGGGAACGAGCCCAUAAGUUAGGUUUAAACCCUCCUGCAGAAAUCGAGAAGCUUUUAAAAGGCGAGAAAGUUCAGGCAGAUUGCUUGUGGGAUGGCCGCAUAUAGAAGUUUGUACGGAAUCCUCUUAUGUUUAGACUUUAGUAGAUAGUAGGAGAAUAGGAGCAAAUUGAAAACAUUCAGUUUUCUAUCGUGUUCCUUACUGCUUGUAUGUUAUGUCAUGUCCCUGUUAUUAUCAAAAGACAAAAUCAUGUAUUGACUUGUGGUUGACAGUUGGUUUCAGCAAUAUAUGCUUAGUAAUUAUAGCCUAUUGUAGUGGUUA